Caenorhabditis briggsae is the source of this 834-nucleotide messenger RNA. RefSeq names its product Protein CBR-SRH-194 (gene Cbr-srh-194). The record is from RefSeq and is a predicted model, not a curated record. Lineage: Eukaryota; Metazoa; Nematoda; Chromadorea; Rhabditida; Rhabditidae. The transcript has 3 exons. The coding region runs from base 1 to 834 and encodes 277 amino acids.
AUGAAAUCCGUGAAGUUCCCCUUGGUCAAUUUGCAUAUAUGGAUCGUUUUGUUUGAUUAUUAUCUGGGCUGUCUUGGUGUCCCACUUUUGUUGUUCCCAGCUCUGGCAGGUAUUCCAAUGGGCCUACUACGAUACCUCGAAGUUCCCGCUCUGUGGAUAACAAUGGGUAUAGUGUUGAUAAUGUCCUAUGUCGUGUGCUCUAUAACUGCCGUGUUUGAAAACCGGUUCCACGUCGUUUGUAACUUUUCUGGAAAGUCACAUUGGAACUUUUUACGACGACCAUGGCUAGCAUUUCACUAUAUAGGAGUAAUUCUUGCUAUCAUAAGUUUUGCAUAUAUGGUACCAGAUCAGAAACCUGCAAAAGAACGGGUGUUUCAAAAGCUUCCAUGCCUAUCAGAUUACAUUUAUAAAGGCGAAGUUUUCGUUGUCACUGAAACCGGAGCCUAUCACCUUUUCAUGUUUGUAUUCUACGUAUUUCUUACAAUUCUCGAAGUUUCGAUUUUUGCAUAUUUCUUAAUCUGGUACUCCACCCAACAACUUCGGACUAAAUCUGUGUCCAGGCGGACUUUUACAAUUCAAAAGAAGUUUUUCAUAGCGUUGGUCAUUCAAAUGAGUGUCCCAUUGGUUUUCAUUUUGCUACCAGUGUUCUAUGCUUGGGUUUCAUUCUUUUGGUACUAUUAUAAUCAAUCUUUAACAAAUUUCUGUGUAGUUCUAGCCUCUUUACAUGGAAUCAUCUCGACUUUGGUCAUGAUUUUUGUUCAUCAUCCGUAUCGAAAAGUUUUGUUAGAGCGGGCUUCAAAGAUAAAUUUAGUGCAUUAUGUUACUGAAAAAUAA